This is a messenger RNA of Dicrocoelium dendriticum, 396 nucleotides long. The record is from the annotation of a GenBank genome assembly. NCBI's taxonomy places the organism in Eukaryota, Metazoa, Platyhelminthes, Trematoda, Plagiorchiida, Dicrocoeliidae.
AUGAACGCUACCAAUUUCGUUCAACAGCAAUUGCGUUUGCGCCAUGCCAACAAAUGCGGCUACAUGCUGCGAGCCUCAAUUUCAUCCAAGAUAGGCGUGCCAUACGAUACGGUGGGAUGUGGCUUUUCUUCAUUAAUUGCCCCUCCUAAUCGAACUCACGUCAUUGUCAGGACAGAGAAUAAAGGAUCUGCUGAACUGCACAAUUUUGUAAUGGAAUUGUUUUCGGAAUGGGACAAACGGAGAAAUGACUCAAAAAUCGUGGGCUUUGAACUGCAGUCACACUUUGCCAUCCGAAUUUCUAUGGGAUCCUUCGGAAAGGAUUUAACUGUCGAACUUUCUAGUAUCUAUGGCACUGCAACUGAGGUGAUGCAUAUUGCGGAGACAACUUGCUCAAGA